Molecule: messenger RNA, 1276 nt
Organism: Pygocentrus nattereri (red-bellied piranha)
Lineage: Eukaryota; Metazoa; Chordata; Actinopteri; Characiformes; Serrasalmidae
Gene: slbp
Product: stem-loop binding protein
Exons: 8
Coding region: 93-893 (266 amino acids)
Biological process (GO): mRNA 3'-end processing by stem-loop binding and cleavage; mRNA transport
Cellular component (GO): cytoplasm; histone pre-mRNA 3'end processing complex
Molecular function (GO): mRNA binding; histone pre-mRNA stem-loop binding
Source: RefSeq, a predicted model, not a curated record
GCGCUGCGGCUCAGUGGCGCGGGUUAUCAAAGCUGAGAGCAGCAUCCUUUCGACUCGUCGCCGGAGCUCCGCGAUUAAAACCCCCUCAUAUAAUGUCAUAUACGCACAAAUACCGACGUGACGAUGACUGUAAGGUUGACGAAAACAGGAACAAAGGGUCUUUAAGAUGGUCCCACUGCAGGAAGCGUGGUGCUGAUGGAAGUGUGAGGGGGCCUCAGAGAGAAGCCGAAUCAACGCAAAGCUCAAGCAAAAGAGAGCACAGGCCACAGAGGCCAGAGAGUUUUACAACUCCAGAGAGUGAAGGACCAGUGUCAAGAAUAAGAAACUGGGGGGAUGAGGUGGAGGCAGAUGAAAUGCGAACCAGUGUCCGACGUGACAUGCAGCGGUACAGGCGAAGGAUACUGGCUGGAGAGUUUGUUCAAAGAGAGAGGAAAACCUCGUCUGGAAGUUCAGACUCCAGAGAUUCCAGGGACUCUCCAGCACCUGGUGACAUUGAGACAGACGAGACGGUCUUAAUGAGGAGACAAAAGCAGAUCAACUAUGGCAAGAACACCCUUGCAUAUGACCGAUACAUUAAAGAAGUUCCCAAGCACUUAAGAAAGCCAGGAAUCCAUCCCAGAACACCCAACAAAUUUAAGAAGUAUAGCCGGCGCUCUUGGGACCAGCAGAUAAAACUGUGGAAAGUCAAACUUCAUGCGUGGGACCCACCUGCUGAAGAAGGCAGUGACCUGCAAGCAGUAGAGGAUUUUGAUUUUGACAUGGAGUGCUCAGUAGAUCCUGAAAUUGAACUACAAUAUCCAAAAUCCACUAGUGCUUCGUCAUCUUUGCCUCAGGACUCCUGUACAGGAACCCCUAGCAAGAUGAUGAAGUUGGAUGAGUUAGAAAUUGCUUGACCUCCAUCACUGGUGCUCUUGACUUUUUUGUGGGGGGGACGGGGGGCGGGGGGGGCUGCUGUAUGUUGUAAUGCACUGUUUGAUUGAUUCUUUUCUACAUCUGUGUUUUGUUUUUGGUUUUUUGGGGGUUUUUUCCCCCCAAACUUCCUUUAAUCCUUGUUGUUUGCCUUUUUUUCUGUAAAGUGUAAAAUGCACAGUUCUAUUGUUUUUGCAUAUUAUGUUCUUCCACAUCAGAAUUCAAUCCAAAUUCAAAUUGUAAGUAAUUGUAAUCAUUUUAAAUGCAUAGCUUCUGUUUUUAUCUUGUGUACAGGCUUUCUUUUGUUAAAUGUUUACUCAGGUGUUUUAUUAGGAUGAUUUUGAAAUAAAUAAAACUGGAAAGACUU